This is a messenger RNA of Arvicola amphibius (Eurasian water vole), 2292 nucleotides long. It is a transcript of the gene Zmynd15, whose product is annotated as zinc finger MYND-type containing 15. Gene Ontology annotation, molecular function: histone deacetylase binding. Lineage: Eukaryota; Metazoa; Chordata; Mammalia; Rodentia; Cricetidae. The record is from RefSeq and is a predicted model, not a curated record. The transcript is spliced from 12 exons. Gene Ontology annotation, biological process: spermatid development; negative regulation of DNA-templated transcription. The coding region runs from base 1 to 2292 and encodes 763 amino acids.
AUGGAGUUUGUGUCUGGAUACCGGGAUGAGUUCCUUGAUUUCGCUGCUCUUCUCUUUGGCUGGUUCCGCAAGUUCGUGGCAGAGAAAGGGACCAUGGGGACCAGCCUUGAGGGCCGAUGGCGUCAACUGGAGGCUCAGAUAAGGAGGCUGCCCCAGGACCCUGCCCUCUGGGUGCUCCACGUCUUACCAAACCGUAGUGUGGGCAUCAGCCUGGGGCAAGGUGCAGAGCCAGGUCCCGGGCCGGGCCUGGGGGCUUCCCGGCUCCUGGGAGAUGAGCCUCCGCUCCGCUUGAGAGACCUGAGUCCUUAUGUUAGUUUUGUCAGCCUGGAGGAUGGGGAAGAAGGGGAGGAGGAAGAAGAUGAAGAAGAGGAUGGAAAAGGGAGCUCAGGCACAGAGAAGGCGGAACCACAGGAGGGUGGGGAGCCAGCCCCUUCCAGCAGGGAAUCCCCCCAAGAAGCAAAGCCACCAGCUGAGUCAGAGGUGACCCAGCAAGAGGCAAGCUGUGAUGAUGGCUGCCGGGAAGACAGAGGAGAGGAUGAGAGGGCUCCUGAAAAGAGGAAAGGACGGAGGAGUGAGACUGCACCCCUGCACCUUUCUUGUCUUUUGCUGGUGACCGAUGAGCAUGGCACCAUCUUGGGCAUUGAUCUGCUAAUGGAUGGAACUCACGGGCGUGUGGGCCAGAGCCCAGGGGCUGAGAAUCUGGCUCCUCGGGCCUAUGCUCUCCUUUGCCACAGCAUGGCCUGCCCUAUGGGCUCUGGGGACCCCCGAAAACCCCGACAGCUUACUGUGGGAGAUGCCCACCUGCAUCGAGACCUGGAGAUCCUUGUUCCGAGGCUCGGCGUGAAGUUAGCAAAGACCCCAAUGAGGACAUGGGGUCCUCGGCCAGGCUUUACUUUUGCCUCCCUUCGGGCUCGAACUUGUCAUGUUUGUCACAAGCACAGCUUCGAAGUGAAAUUGACACCCUGCCCCCAGUGCAAUGCUGUCCUAUACUGUGGAGAGGCUUGUCUCCAGGCUGACUGGCGCCGAUGCCCAGAUGAUGUGAGCCACAGAUUCUGGUGCCCGAGACUUGCCGGUUUUAUGGAGCGAACAGGGGAACUGGCAAGUCUGCCUUUCACCUAUACUGCAGAGGUGACCAGUGAGACCUUUAACAAGGAGGCUUUCCUGGCCUCUCGAGGCCUCACUCGUGGCUAUUGGACCCAGCUCAGCAUGCUGAUUCCAGGGCCUGGCACCCCCAGUAGCCCUUGGGGCAGCACAUCAUCCCUCAGCCACCUUCUCAAUGGUGAUCCUUACCAGCUCCUGCAGGGAGAUGGACCUGCCCUGAUGCCUCCAGUGCCUCUAGACCCACCCAAGAGCCUCUUCGGUUCAUGGCAGGAUUACUACACGUGGCGGGGCCUUAGCCUGGACUCCCCCAUGGCUGUGCUUCUCACCUACCCGCUGACCGUGUACUACGUCAUCACCCACCUGGUACCCCAGUCCUUUCCUGAGCUCAACAUUCAAAACAAGCAGUCGCUGAAGAUCCACGUGGUAGAGGCCGGGAAGGAAUUUGAUCUUGUCAUGGUGUUUUGGGAGCUCUUGGUGCUUCUCCCUCACGUGGCCCUGGAGCUACAGUUUGUGGGUGACAGCCUACCACCUGAGAGUGACCAGCAGCAUUUUACUAUGCAAAGGGAUGGCGCUGAGGUGUCUGUGCGUCCUAAUUCUGGGGCAACGGCCCGGCUCAGCUCUGGGACUAAGGAGAAGGGAGGGCGAAGGGACCUGCAAAUCAGGGUGUCCACGCGGCCCUAUCACCUGCUCCAGGGACCCAAGCCUGACCUGGUUAUUGGUAAGAGCCUGGGGCUCGAGGGCAGGGAUUUGGGGAAAGUAAAAGGACACUGUGGACACCAGUGUCAUCCUCUCUCGUUAGGAUUUAACUCUGGCUUUGGUCUCAAGGACACAUGGCUGAGCUCUCUGCCUCGACUACAGUCUCUCCGAGUGCCAGCUUUCUUCACGGAGAGCAGUGAAUACGGCUGUGUGAUGGACGAUCAGACCAUGGCGGUGGCCACCGGAGGGGGCACCAGCUCCCCACAGCCCAACCCCUUCCGCUCCCCAUUCCGCCUCAGAGCUGCUGACAACUGCAUGCCCUGGUACUGCAAUGCCUUCAUCUUCCAUUUGAUCUACAAGCCUGCCCAAGGUGGCGCAGUCCGCUCGGCACCCGGCCCUGUCCCUAGACCCCCAACUCCGGCUGCUCCUCCUGUCCCCACUCGAAGGCGCCGGGGAGAAAAGAAAGCUGCUCGUGGGCCCCGCAGGCGCAGAUGA